AUGCACUCGCCUUCAGAUUCCAGUCUCAAGUUCGACUCUAUAGAAGACACCAUCGCCGCUUUCAAGAACGGAGAGUUCAUCAUUGUUCUUGACUCGCAAGAUCGCGAAAAUGAAGGCGACCUCAUUAUUGCCGCUGAGUCGAUCACAGACGCCCAGAUGGCGUUCCUGGUUCGCUAUACGAGUGGCUUGAUCUGCGCACCAAUUACCUCUGAGAUAGCCAACCGCCUUGCCCUGCCACAGAUGGUCGUCGAGAACGCCGACCCUAAGGGCACCGCAUACACCAUCUCGAUCGACUCGAGCGACCCCUCCAUCACCACCGGAAUCUCCGCGCAAGACCGCGCCCUGACAUGCCGCACGCUCGCCUCCCCGACGGCGCGCGUCGGUGACUUCCGGCGGCCCGGCCAUAUCAUCCCCCUCCAGGCGAAGAGCGGCGGUGUGCGCGAGCGUAAGGGACACACAGAGGCUGCGGUCGACUUCUGCCGGCUGGCGGGCAAGCCGCCUGCCGGCGUGAUCGCGGAACUAGUCGAGGACGGCGAGGUGGUGGAGGGUGUCGCCGAGAUCCAGGGCAACAACGGCAUGAUGCGACGCGAUGGGUGUUUGAAGUUCGGGAAGAAGUGGGGGCUGAAGGUGUGCACGAUUGAGGAUCUGGUCGAGUACCUUGAGCGCAAUGAGGGCGCUUUUGCGAAUGGAAAGCAUUGA
Molecule: messenger RNA, 699 nt
Organism: Aspergillus clavatus NRRL 1
Lineage: Eukaryota; Fungi; Ascomycota; Eurotiomycetes; Eurotiales; Aspergillaceae
Product: 3,4-dihydroxy-2-butanone-4-phosphate synthase RIB3
Exons: 3
Coding region: 1-699 (232 amino acids)
Biological process (GO): aerobic respiration; riboflavin biosynthetic process
Cellular component (GO): mitochondrial intermembrane space; cytosol
Molecular function (GO): 3,4-dihydroxy-2-butanone-4-phosphate synthase activity
Source: RefSeq, a predicted model, not a curated record